AAGUUAUUUAAGAGCCAACUUGCUGGUCACUUUGCCUGAGUCCUUUUGAGGAAGUACCCAGAGGCACACAACAAGCCUGCCAGGGCCCCCUCUCUGGAGCACAAGCAGAUCCAGUGAAGCUGAGAAUGUCAGAUACUCCAGCAACCACCUUUGGGGGCAGGAGAGCAGUUCCCCCCAACAACUCCAAUGCAGCAGAAGCUGACCUCCCGACUGAGGAGCUGCAGGCCAUGAUACCCAGGGGCGUCAACCUGCAAGAUUACCUGAAUGUCACAGCUGUUCACCUGUUCAAAGAGAGAUGGGACAGCAACAAGGUUGAUCACCACACGGACAAAUAUGACAACAACAAGUUGAUUGUCCGUAGAGGGCAGUCUUUCUAUGUCCAGAUUGACUUCAAUCGUCCAUACGACCCCAAGCAUGAUCUCUUCAGAGUGGAAUAUGUCAUUGGUCGCUACCCUCAGAAGAACAAGGGCACCUACAUCCCAGUACCUGUAGUGUCGGAGCUGCAAAGUGGAAGGUGGGGGGCCAAGGUCAUCAUGAACGAGGACAGGUCUGUGCGGCUUUCCAUCCAGUCUUCCCCUGAAUGCAUCGUGGGAAAAUUCCGCAUGUAUGUUGCGGUCUGGACUCCCUACGGCAUCCUGCGUACCCGCAGAGACCCAGAAACUGACACAUAUAUUCUCUUCAAUCCUUGGUGUGAAGAGGAUGCUGUGUAUCUGGACGAUGAGAAAGAGAGAGAAGAGUACGUCCUGAAUGACAUCGGAGUGAUAUUUUAUGGGGACUUCAGUGAUAUCAAGAGUAGAAGCUGGAGCUAUGGCCAGUUUGAAGAUGGCAUCCUGGAUGCUUGCUUGUAUGUGAUGGACAAAGCCCAGAUGGACCUUUCUGGCCGAGGGAACCCCAUCAAAGUCAGCCGUGUUGGGUCUGCAAUGGUGAAUGCCAAAGAUGAUGAAGGUGUCCUUGUUGGAUCAUGGGAUAAUGUCUACGCCUAUGGCGUCCCUCCAUCAGCCUGGACAGGAAGUGUUGACAUUCUACUAGAAUAUAGGAGCUCUGAAACACCAGUCCGAUAUGGCCAGUGCUGGGUUUUUGCUGGUGUCUUUAACACAUUUUUAAGAUGUCUUGGAAUCCCAGCACGAGUCAUUACCAAUUAUUUCUCAGCCCAUGACAAUGAUGCCAAUUUGCAAAUGGACAUCUUCCUGGAAGAAGAUGGGAACGUGAGUUCUAAACUCACCAAGGAUUCAGUGUGGAACUACCACUGCUGGAAUGAGGCUUGGAUGACAAGACCUGAUCUUCCUGUUGGAUUUGGAGGCUGGCAAGCUGUGGACAGCACACCCCAGGAAAACAGUGAUGGCAUGUACCGCUGUGGCCCUGCCUCUGUUCAAGCUGUUAAGCAUGGCCACGUCUGCUUCCAGUUUGAUGCCCCAUUUGUUUUUGCAGAGGUCAACAGCGAUCUUGUUUACAUUACAGCUAAGAAAGAUGGCACUCAUGUGGUAGAAGCCGUAGAUGCCACCCACAUUGGGAAAUUAAUUGUGACCAAACAAAUUGGAGGAGAUGGCAUGCAGGAUAUCACUGAUACUUACAAAUUUCAAGAAGGUCAAGAAGAAGAGAGACUGGCCCUUGAAACUGCCCUGAUGUAUGGAGCUAAAAAGGCCCUCAACACUGAAGGUGUUGUCAAACCAAGGUCUGAUGUGGACAUGGACUUUGAGGUGGGAAACGCUGUGCUGGGAAAGGACUUCAAGGUCACCAUCACCUUCCAGAACAAUAGCGCCAACCGGUACACCAUCUUGGCCUAUCUUUCUGGCAACAUCACGUUCUACACCGGGGUCUCCAAGAAAGAAUUCAAGAAUGAGGCAUUUGAAAUGACACUGGAGCCCUUUUCCUCCAAGAAAAAGGAAGUGCUUGUCAAAGCAGGCGAGUACAUGAGCCACCUUCUGGAACAGGGUCUCCUGCACUUCUUCGUCACAGCACGUAUCAACGAGACGAGGGAUGUCCUGGCCAAGCAGAAGUCCACAGUUCUGACUAUUCCCAAGGUCAUCAUCAAGGUCCGAGGUGCUGCUAUGGUUGGCUCUGAUAUGGUUGUGACUGUUGAGUUCACUAAUCCUUUAAAAGAAACACUGAAAAAUGUCUGGAUUCACUUGGAUGGUCCUGGAGUGACAAUACCCAAGAGGAAGAUGUUCCAUGAAAUCCAGCCCAAUACCACGGUGCAGUGGGAAGAAGUCUGUCGGCCUUGGGUCUCAGGCCCUCGGAAGCUGAUUGCCAGCAUGACCAGUGACUCCCUGAGACAUGUGUAUGGAGAGCUGGAUCUGCAGAUUCAAAGACGACCAAGGAUGUAAAUGCCCAGGAGGCUCAGAUGGACCUGGGCACAUGACCUAUUGCAGUCUUGGCUAUGGAAAUUCUAAUACAAAACAAAUAGCUAGCUCUUGCUUUGCUUUGGGUAUGAAGACUGAGACAGAUCCCAGCAUUGGGACACUAUGUAUUUCCUAGACAUGCUUUUCCAAAGCCAGGCCAUUGGACAAGGGAGUUAGUUUGAAUUUCUCCACCCUCCAAAGGAUCUGAGCAUUAGCUUUAAUUAAGCUAUAAUUAAGCCUUCAUAGCUCAUAAGAGUAAAAGUCAUCAUUUAUCAUUGCAAAUGGCUACAGCUCCACAUAUCAUAAGGCUUCCCUUGAGUAGGGGGGAUGUGCCCAAUACCUGGCCUCAAUUAAGACUUCUGAUUCCCCACUCAGUCUUUUGGGGGUUACAUACUCUCUCAAAGGAGUGUAUGAUUGGAUCCUUACAAUUCUAAGCCCCAUUCUUGGAAUUAGGUUGUACCCUCUGUGUUAAAAUAUUUUUUCCAGGAAUUAAGCACGACAUCAUUUUUCUUCUUGGCAAAGCCAGAGAAAAGUCUUUCAUCUUGCACCUGCAGCCAAGGAACUGCCUGCCAAAUUUCACAGAUUACCUUGUGAGGAGAUGUGGCCCCACAUUAACAAAUUGCAUUUGUGGGGGAACUUAAUCACCUAGGAGGAGAUAAGGAAGCAGGUGCAGUGCUCAGAUCUAUUAAAUAAUGUAGUUUAUGGUUCAUUUUAUAGGUGUCACACUGUGACCUGAUCAGCAAGAAUGAAUAACCCUUACUUUAACCCUUUCUGGGGUAGAGAACUAGGAAAUAAGGACACCAAUUGGGGAUUGGAGAAAUGAGGAAUUAGUGUCCUCACUUAGUGAUUAUACUCCACUUGUCUCUCUGAGAGUAUCUUUUUCACACAAUGACACAGGCCUAGGUUUUUUUGGGUUUUGUUUCAAGACAAAAAAAGGCUUAAGAAACUAGAUUUAAUGGUUAGACACAUGGAAUAUCAAACAGAUUCUCAUCCUUUUUCUUCAAAUUUCCUAUAUCAAGCCCUUGCCUGAACCUUUGGGUAUUGAGAGGUAACAUAGACUCAGCCUUGCAAAUGGCCAGUGAUACUGUUGACCCAAGGGAAGAGGACACCAGAAUCCUUUGUUUUAUGUGUCAAGGCUCUAAGAUACAAGAUUACCAGUGUCUAUUUGUAAGGCAGAUUUAUAGUUAGAAUUUCCCAUUGAAAUGCCUUGGGCAUGCUUUCGGUCAGCUGACUGUGAUUCUUAGCCAAAAAAAAGAAAGAAAGAAAGAAAGAAAGAAAGAAAGAAAGAAAGAAAGAAAGAAAGAAAGAAAGAAAG
Molecule: messenger RNA, 3654 nt
Organism: Peromyscus eremicus (cactus mouse)
Lineage: Eukaryota; Metazoa; Chordata; Mammalia; Rodentia; Cricetidae
Gene: F13a1
Product: coagulation factor XIII A chain
Exons: 15
Coding region: 126-2324 (732 amino acids)
Biological process (GO): blood coagulation, fibrin clot formation; peptide cross-linking
Molecular function (GO): protein-glutamine gamma-glutamyltransferase activity
Source: RefSeq, a predicted model, not a curated record